This is a messenger RNA of Penicillium antarcticum, 633 nucleotides long. RefSeq lists its product as uncharacterized. The transcript has 2 exons. NCBI's taxonomy places the organism in Eukaryota, Fungi, Ascomycota, Eurotiomycetes, Eurotiales, Aspergillaceae. The record is from RefSeq and is a predicted model, not a curated record. Bases 1 to 633 code for a protein of 210 amino acids.
AUGAGUACUCUCCAGAACGUCGAUUCCGUCGCCAACCCCAAGCAGGGCAGCUUCAAGCCCACUGUCGCGCCCGAAGGCCCUAUCACCACUAAGGGUCACCAACCCGGUCGCAAGGUCAAUGAAGCCGACCAGCGUCCCGAGUUCCACAUGGAAGCUCACCCUCGCGGUACCGCGCCCGCAAGCAGCUCCUACACAUCGAACCCGAUCUCUGAAGUCGGCGGACAGGCAAACAACCCCAAUGUAAACGGUGGAGAAAUCAAGGAGCCUACUUUCACCUCCGCCGCAGACACCCUCAUGGGAUCCACCUCCGCAGAUGUCGACCAAGGUUUCGGCAAGCCUCUACAAGGCCAGACCAACGUCGAGCUCAAGCAUGAUGGCCAGCACGGUCGGAAGAAACAAUCUGCCGGUUUGGAAGGUAUGGGCGCCACUACUCAGGAUCGCGGAAUUGAGCGCCAGUUCCCCGACCAGCGUGGCCUUGAGCGGGAAGAGGGUGGUGUGAGUGGUACUCGGGGCAACAAGUCUUCGCGUGCCACCGCUGAAGAGAUGCAGCCUGAGUCUGCCGAGACUUUGAGCCAGGAGUGGAAAUAUGAGUCCAGCACUAAGCGUGAUAAGGGACAGCAGAGCAAGCACUGA